AAGCCAUCAAAUAUUUUUCUCAUCUUUUCAUUUCAAUUCGUGUACGUAAUCUUGUAAAUUCUAGCCAGUAUUAACAUGUAUAAAUCAAUCAGGAAUUAAACUUGAAAAAUUCCUUCUUUUAGUAUUAUUAUAUAUAUAAAAAAGAGUAACUUUCCAGUAGAGUUUUUAACUCUUUUUGUUUUUGCUUCCAAUUAAUGGAGUUUCCUGAAACUAAAAACAAGCCUAUCAUCACUCUCUCUUUCUUCUUAUGCAUGCUUUCUCUAACCCAUGCUUCCAAAAUCUGUCAUUUUCCGGCAAUCUUCAACUUCGGCGACUCAAAUUCCGAUACUGGUAGCUUGGCAGCUGCCUUUACUCCUCCUAACUCUCCUUAUGGAGAGACUUUCUUUCGCAUGCCAGCAGGGAGGUUCUCUGAUGGAAGGCUCAUAAUAGAUUUCAUAGCCAAGAGUUUCAAUCGCUCAUAUCUCAGUGCAUAUCUUGAUUCUCUGGGAACAAACUUCAAACAGGGUGCAAACUUUGCGUCAUCGGCAUCCACCAUUCAAGUCCCAACUAGUAUCAUACCCAAUGGCGGAUAUAGUCCAUUUUACCUUAACGUGCAAUACGAACAAUUCCUGCAAUUCAUGUCCAGAUCACAGAUCAUCAGGGAACAAGGAGGUAUAUUUGCUGAAUUGAUGCCUGAGAAAGAUUAUUUUGGAAAGGCUUUGUACACAUUCGACAUCGGCCAAAAUGAUCUCGGAGCUGGGUUUUCUGGUAACUUGUCUGUGGAACAAGUGAAUGCAUCUGUUUCUAAUAUUGUCAAUAGCUUCUCAGAAAACGUUAAGAAAAUAUACAAUUUGGGAGCUAGAUCAUUUUGGAUUCACAACACAGGACCAAUUGGUUGUCUUGCAUAUAUUCUGGAGAAUGCUCCCUCUGCAGAAAAAGAUAGCGCAGGCUGCGCAAAAGCUUACAAUGAAGUUGCGCAGAAUUUUAAUCUCAACUUGAACGCAAGCGUAGCUCAACUCAGGAAGGAUUUGCCUUUGGCUGCAUUCACUUACGUGGACAUCUACUCUGUCAAGUAUUCUUUAUUCAGUGAACCAGAAAAACAUGGUUUCGAGCUUCCACUUAUAGUAUGUUGUGGGUAUGGAGGAAAAUACAAUUUUGAUAACAAUGUUCGAUGUGGAGAUACAGUCACAGCCAAUGACACCCAAGUAGUCGUGGGCGCUUGUGAUCGGCCGUCGGUGCGAGUGAACUGGGAUGGCGUUCACUAUACUGAAGCAGCCAAUAGAUUUAUUUUCGAGCAGAUUUCCACAGGAGCAUUCUCUGAUCCCCCUACUGCGUUGAAUAUGUCAUGCCACAAUACUACGUAUUAGAUUAUCUGAAAGCCUGCUUAUAAAAUUAAUGCAGAGUAAUAAAGACUUGUCCUCCCCUCCCCUGUUUUCCCUUUUCAUGAACAUUUGUCCUUAUUCCAUGGAUGAGCUGUUUCAUUAUCAAUUUACGUAUUUAUUUAUUUUUUUUAA
Messenger RNA from Manihot esculenta (cassava), 1493 nucleotides. Its product is annotated as esterase. Lineage: Eukaryota; Viridiplantae; Streptophyta; Magnoliopsida; Malpighiales; Euphorbiaceae. Gene Ontology annotation, molecular function: hydrolase activity, acting on ester bonds. The transcript is spliced from 5 exons. The coding region runs from base 195 to 1346 and encodes 383 amino acids. The record is from RefSeq and is a predicted model, not a curated record.